This is a messenger RNA of Xenopus laevis (African clawed frog), 1435 nucleotides long. RefSeq lists its product as uncharacterized. Lineage: Eukaryota; Metazoa; Chordata; Amphibia; Anura; Pipidae. The transcript is spliced from 3 exons. The record is from RefSeq and is a predicted model, not a curated record. Bases 284 to 583 code for a protein of 99 amino acids.
GGGAAAUUUGUUAUUUACUCUCAGGUAACGCCCCUCUGGGAGAGCAAACUGCUGACAAACUAUUCCUAAGCCUGUGCCCUGUGGCCUUCAUAUACAUGCGGGUGCAGCUCUAAUGUUUAUUCUCAAAUCCUAUUGGGGGGAUUUUCAGGGGUCCUUGAGAGUAUUUGGAUAUUAUGCCCUUUAAACCAGGAACAAGUAGUAAAGUUGAGUAGGCCACUGGCAGCAACCCAUAUAAUGACAAAUCUAAUUAUGCAGGAAGAGAAGAAGAAGGAUAAAUCUGGAGAUGCAGGAAGAGGAGCAGAAGGAGCUGCAGGAAGUGCAAGAACAUCAGGAGGAGCUGCAGGAAGAGGAGAAGAAGGAGCAGCAGGAAGAGGAAGAAUGUCAGGAGGAGCAGGACAUGGAGGAACACCAGGAGGAGCUGCAGGAAGACAAGAAGAAAGAGCAGCAGGAAGAGGACGACCAUCAGGAGGAGCUGCAGGAAGAGGAGAAGAAGGAGCAGCAGAAAGUGGAAGAACAUCAGGAGGAGCUACAGGAAGAGGAGAAGCAGGAGCAGCAGGAAGAGGAAGAAUGUCAGGAGGAGUGACAGAAGGAGGAGAAAAAGAUGCAGCAGGAAGAGGAACAACAUUUCAGGCUGAACUUCCUCAUCCAAUACAGAGUCUAUAAUUGCAUGAGUGAGGAGAACCUUGACUAAAUCAUAUACAUGAUCAUGCAUCUGGAAGAGGAGAAGAAGGAGUAGCAGGAAGUGCAAGAACAUCAGGAGGAGCUGCAGGAAGAGGAGAAGCAGGAGCAGCAGGAAGAGGCAGAAUUUCAGGAGGAGCAGGACAUGGAGGAACACCAGGAGGAGCUGCAGGAAGACAAGAAGAAAGAGCAGCAGGAAGAGGACGACCAUCAGGAGGAGCUGCAGGAAGAGAAGAAGAUGGACCAGCAGGAAGAGGAAGAACAUUUUAGGCUGAACUUUCUCAUCCAAUACAGAGUCUAUAAUUGCAUGAGUGAGGAGACCCAUCCCUACAUCAUAUACAUGAUCAUGCAUCUGGUAAGGAAUAUAAAAUAGGGAAUAAAUGAUAUUAGUAGUAAAGUUACAAGUAGUAAGUUGAGUAGUCCGCUGAGAGCAACCCGUAUAAUGAUAAAUCUGGAGAUGCAGGAAGAGGAGAAGAAGAAGGAGCAACAGGAUGUGGAAGAACAUCAGGAGGAGCAUAAAAAGAAGAGAAAGAUGUUCCUGCUAGAGAAGAGCCACAGCUUACCCUGAAAUGAAGGGUUACCAAGAGAUUCCACUGGAUUUGGGGUUUCACCAGAAAGCUCUUCAGAUGCUCCUGCUCCCUGAUUAGCUUCCUGAUGGGAGGCAUCUUCCCAACUCUUCCAACCACCUGUUGACCCCACUUCCUCUUGAGGCAACUUCGGGCGGCUUCGGAAAACCGUCGCGUGUGAUUACUUAGUA